UUUAAGUAUUAAUCGAUGGAAAAAAAAAAAAAAGAAGUGUAGAACGGGAAAUGCAUCAUCAAUCGAUUGACGAUUGACACAACACAAGAUAUACACAAGAAAAAAAAGACACAACGCAAGCUAGAACGAAACGUUGCUUUUGAUCCGUCUUCCCUCUUUGCAUGUUCAGAUUUCUAAAUUCCCUUUACGCUUAAGCAGAUCUGAAUCUUCUUUUACUCCAAAAAACCGUUACAACUUCGCGGGAACAUAACAAGUCGCUACCUGAUCAUCAAUCACAGCCGUCAAUCUUAAAGGGCUAGUUCAGAGAAAAAUCGAAGAUGGUGCUGGUGUCAGCCGUACGGGAUUAUGUUAAUCGGAUGUUUCAAGACAUUUCCGGCAUGAAAGUCCUCAUUCUUGAUUCUCAAACGGUUAGCAUUGUGAGUGUUGUUUAUUCUCAGUCCGAGCUACUUCAGAAAGAAGUAUUUUUGGUAGAAUUGAUAGACUCCAUUUCCAAGUCAAAAGAAUCUAUGUCACAUCUCAAGGCAGUUUAUUUCCUUCGGCCUACAUCAGAAAAUAUUCAAUAUAUGCGGUCACAGCUAUCCAAUCCUAGGUUUGGAGAGUACCAUUUGUUUUUCUCAAACAUGUUGAAGGAUACCCAGAUUCACCUUUUAGCUGAUUCAGAUGAGCAGGAAGUUGUCCAGCAAGUCCAGGAGUUUUAUGCAGACUUCAUUGCAGUUGAUCCUUGCCACUUCACUUUAAACAUGCCCUCAAAUCACCAUUAUAUGCUUCCAGCAGUUGUGGAUCCUACUAGUUUGCAGCACUUCUGUGACCGAGCUGUUGAUAGUAUUGGUGCAGUUUUCUUGGCAUUAAAACGAAGACCAAUUAUUAGAUAUUCAAGGACCUCUGAUAUUGCAAAAAGGAUUGCACAUGAAACAGCGAAACUAAUGUACCAGCAAGAAAGUGGUCUUUUUGACUUCAGACGGACGGAAAUGUCUCCAUUGUUGCUGAUAGUUGACAGAAGGGAUGAUCCUGUGACUCCAUUGCUGAAUCAAUGGACCUAUCAGGCAAUGGUUCACGAAUUGAUAGAUGUUCAAGAUAACAAAGUGGAUUUGAGAAGCAUUGGCAAAUUUCCCAAAGAUCAACAGGAAGUAGUGCUCUCAUCAGAACAAGAUGCUUUCUUCAAAGCUAACAUGUAUGAAAACUUUGGAGAUAUCGGAAUAAAUAUCAAGCAAAUGGUGGAUAAUUUUCAGCAAGUUGCUGAAAGCAACCAAAAUAUUCAGACAAUAGAAGACAUGGCCAAAUUUGUAGACAAUUAUCCUGAGUACAGGAAAAUGCAUGGAAAUGUUUCAAAGCAUGUGACAUUGGUAACAGAAAUGAGCAAGAUAGUUGAAGAAAGAAAGCUUAUGUUGGUUUCAGAAACUGAGCAGGAGCUGGCUUGCAAUGGGGGCCAAGUUUCUGCUUUUGAGGCGGUCACAAAUCUUUUAAACAAUGAAAGCAUAUCUGAUAUUGACCAACUACGCCUAGUAAUGCUGUAUGCUUUGCGCUAUGAGAAGGAGAGCCCUGUCCAAUUGAUGCAGCUAUUCAACAAAUUGGCAUCUCGGUCUGCCAAGUACAAGCCUGGGCUUGUCCAGUUUCUCCUAAAGCAAGCAGGGGUUGAUAAACGCACUGGUGAUCUCUACGGAAAUCGUGAUCUUCUAAAUAUUGCUCGUAACAUGGCUCGUGGACUAAAGGGGGUUGAGAAUGUCUACACCCAGCACCAGCCUCUGCUUUUCCACACUAUGGAAAGCAUAACCAAAGGACGGUUGAGAGAUGUUGACUACCCAUAUGUUGGAAAUCAUUUUCAGCAGGGCAGGCCGCAGGAGGUAGUUAUAUUCAUUGUUGGUGGAACAACUUAUGAGGAGUCACGGUCUGUUGCUCAGCAAAACGCUAGCAAUUUGGGAAUUCGUUUUAUACUUGGUGGGACAGCAGUUCUCAACUCUAAGAGGUUUCUAAGGGACUUAGAAGAAGCUCAGAGGAUAGCUCGAAUCAGCACUAGUGUUGUAUAAGUUCAAAUUCAGGCGUAUGCGGCUUGAAAACCAUGUAAAUAUGCAUUUAUUGGUUCAUAAAAGGAUUUUCGGUUUAGAUGAUUGGAAGGGAAACGGUUUUGCCUGGAAUUGCAACGGCAUUAUGACAAGGAGACCAUGAAAAUCAGGUCAUUGUUGUCAUAGACUCAGAUGAGAUGGUUUGACGUUCACCAUUUUGCCCAAUGCAGAAGGAAAAUGGCUAAAAGACGUUGAAUUCUUAUGGGGGGAAUUUUGGUCUUGCAUCGCCCGUUUCUUCUAUGUUUGUACCCUCACCAACGAAUAGAUAAAAUUUUGCAAUUUUGUAUACGGAAAAUUUUGCUUUACUUUUUUCUUUUUUUAAUUGUGUACCGCAUUGAUGUAUUCAGCCUUCAACCCUGUAUUUUUAUUAUCAUAUGAUUCUAAAAAAAAAAAAAGUAACUUUGGAGUCUCCUUUUUGUCCUAUAUUUUUCACAUUUGGGGCUUAAAGAUUAGUUGCCGCAACACUUGACACACGAUAAAU
Molecule: messenger RNA, 2541 nt
Organism: Durio zibethinus
Lineage: Eukaryota; Viridiplantae; Streptophyta; Magnoliopsida; Malvales; Malvaceae
Product: vacuolar protein sorting-associated protein 45 homolog
Biological process (GO): vesicle-mediated transport
Source: RefSeq, a predicted model, not a curated record